AUGGAAGAACUGGCAGCUUUAAACCUUGAGGAAAAAAGGAGGCCAAUGGAAGUCGACAGCGAAAGUGAGGCAGAGGACGCAGACGGAGCAUCGGGGGAAGUGGGAGGCAGGCAGACCCCCCUGCACCGAUGGGUCAUGCACGGAGCAGUGAUGUUCGGCCGGGAAUACUGCUACGCUAUGGAAACUGCUCUGGUCAUACCGGUGUUGCUGCAGAUAGGCCUGCCCGAGCAAUAUUACAGUCUAACGUGGUUCGUCAGUCCUAUCUUCGGUCUCAUCUUCACACCUGUGAUGGGCUCAGCCAGCGACCGCUGCACGCUGCCGUGGGGUCGGAGGAGGCCGUUCAUCCUGGCUUUGUGCGUUGGCGUCCUGCUCGGGCUUUCCAUUGGCGAUCGACCCGGGAAUCAGCCAAUGGGCAUCAUCCUCACAGUUUUGGGAGUGAUCGUGCUGGACUUUUGCGCCGAUGCGUGCGAUGGACCGAUUAGAGCGUACCUUCUCGAUGUUGCGGAAACUGAGGAGCAAGAUAUGGCCCUAAAUAUCCACGCCUUUUCGGCAGGGCUUGGUGGCGCUUUGGGCUACAUGUUAGGCGGUCUCGACUGGACUAACACUUCUCUGGGUCAAGUGUUUAAGUCACAGCAGCAAGUCCUCUUCCUUUUCACAGCCCUCAUUUUCAUUAUCUCUGUCAUACUGCACAUGUUCAGCAUCCCCGAGAGACAGUUUGUGCCAUCCCUGCAGCUUAAUACCAAAGGGAGGACUUCAGACAGUCAGUCAUCUUACCGACUCGUUAGUCACUCACCACAGCUUCUCGAGGUCAUCGCAGAGGAGGAAGCCCCUUUUGGAGAGAACCACCAAUCACACCUUCAGGUUAAGGAAAUGGACUUCCUGGUGAUGGAGCGAAUGCGGAGUAAAAGCGAUUCAGUCUUAGCCAUGCCAGACACGACAAUCAACCUGGAUCCCGACCUCCACCUGCAGAUCCAGCUUUUCCUGCCUGAGCUACAGCAGGCUUUACCUGAAAUCCAGGAAGGUCUAGAAGAUGCAUUCAGUCCUUCGAAUCAGAGUAUUGGGUCUUUGAAUCCCGAUGGACCGCCAAAACCUGCAGAUGGAUUGAUGGUUGUGGAAUCUGGAGAUUCUGCUUUUUUUGAUCUUAAUGCCCAGAUUAACGGUCAUCCUGAAGUUAGUCCCGCCCCUGACAGCUCACAUAUGAAAUCAAAGACCAAGCUGGCUAAUGGUGCUGGUGUCAAUGCUCGCUUGUCCCCCGCUGAGCACUCCAACGCAAACAAAAGCCACACCUCCAACAAAGCCGGUCCUCGGCUCUUCAGCGCCACAUCUUCGCCGCGCCCACACAAACAUACGUUCUACCGACAACCUUCUUUUACAUUCUCUUAUUAUGGACGAGUGGGAUCUCAGCGUCACCGAUUGCGACGGACCACCACCUCAAGUCCGCCGCCGAUCACCACUUCCCGCAGCCUGAACGAUCUUAGCGAUCUGAAGCUGCAUAGAGCCAGGCGGGAGUUUCAGCUAUCGGAAAGCAGCCUUUCUUCAGAGGACUCCGGCAGCGAUGACAGGCCCAACAGGGGCCAGACUGUACGACUGCUCUGGUUGUCAAUGCUGAAGAUGCCAAAGCCGCUGUGGAGGCUUUGUGUUUGCCACCUGGUCACGUGGUUUUCAUAUUUAGCUCAAGCUGUCUUCUACACAGAUUUCAUGGGCCAAGUCAUCUUCCAUGGAGACCCGAAGGCGGUAGCCAAUUCCACAGAGUUCCAGAAUUACAACAGCGGUGUGCAGAUGGGGUGUUGGGGCCUUGUGGUAAAUGCUGCUACUGCUGCUCUCUGCUCAGCCAUCCUUCAGAAGUACUUAGAUAACUUUGACCUGAGCAUCAGGGUCAUCUACAUUAUGGGGACUCUGGGCUUCGCAAUAGGAACUGCGGCGAUGGCCAUCUUCCCGAAUGUUUACGUCGCCAUGGUGAUGAUCAGCAGCAUGGGCAUCAUCUCAAUGAGCAUGUCUUACUGUCCGUAUGCCUUACUAGGACAGUACCAUGAAAUUAAGGAGGUUUACAUAAGCCAAAUUCUAGUCGCAUCGGCACUGGGAACGGUCGUCAAGGCUGUGGGCAGCGUGCGAGUCAUUCCGAUGGUGGCCUCCGGCAGCUCCUUCCUCGGCUUCCUCGCCGCGUGUUUCCUCGUUAUUUAUCCUGAUGAGAAUUCCAAGGACCAGGAGUUGGCCUGUUUGUCACUGGAGCUGGACCAGAACAGGGAAGAAGGUGGUGAGAGAACGGCUCUGCGGAAGCCGGCAGACAUAGAUUGCCUUAGGACUGCCGAGACGCAACCAGUCGCCUGA
Syngnathoides biaculeatus (alligator pipefish) is the source of this 2328-nucleotide messenger RNA. RefSeq names its product solute carrier family 45 member 4-like. Gene Ontology annotation, molecular function: sucrose:proton symporter activity. Lineage: Eukaryota; Metazoa; Chordata; Actinopteri; Syngnathiformes; Syngnathidae. Gene Ontology annotation, biological process: transmembrane transport. The transcript is spliced from 11 exons. The record is from RefSeq and is a predicted model, not a curated record. Gene Ontology annotation, cellular component: membrane. The coding region runs from base 1 to 2328 and encodes 775 amino acids.